AAUGUAGAAAUUUUAACUGCCAUUUUUUGCUUAACGGCGUCCCAUUCGUUGUUGGACUGUCAAAGUGUUUAGUUGGAUUUUUGCGUAAAAUCUUCAAGACAAGGUAUCCAAUUUGUGCCAAGUCAGCAGCAGUGAAAUUUAUCUAUAGCGUUUAGUGAGUGGAUAAACGGGUUUAAAUUUGAUUUGAUUGCAAGUUAGAAGACAAAAUGUGUGACGAAGAAGUUGCUGCCUUGGUUGUUGACAAUGGUUCCGGUAUGUGCAAGGCCGGUUUCGCUGGUGAUGAUGCACCCCGCGCUGUCUUCCCCUCAAUUGUGGGUCGCCCACGUCAUCAGGGUGUGAUGGUUGGUAUGGGCCAAAAGGACUCGUACGUCGGUGAUGAAGCACAGAGCAAACGUGGUAUCUUAACCCUAAAAUACCCCAUCGAGCACGGUAUUGUGACCAAUUGGGAUGAUAUGGAGAAAAUCUGGCAUCACACCUUCUACAAUGAACUGCGUGUCGCCCCCGAGGAGCACCCAGUUCUGCUGACUGAAGCCCCCUUGAACCCAAAGGCUAACCGUGAGAAGAUGACACAGAUCAUGUUCGAAACCUUCAACACACCCGCCAUGUAUGUGGCCAUCCAGGCUGUUCUGUCGCUGUACGCCUCUGGUCGUACCACUGGUAUCGUGCUGGAUUCCGGUGACGGUGUCUCCCACACUGUGCCCAUCUAUGAAGGUUAUGCCCUGCCACACGCCAUCCUUCGUUUGGACUUGGCUGGUCGCGAUUUAACCGACUACCUUAUGAAGAUCUUGACUGAACGUGGUUACUCAUUCACCACCACUGCCGAACGUGAAAUUGUUCGUGAUAUUAAGGAGAAAUUGUGCUACGUCGCACUCGACUUCGAACAAGAGAUGGCCACAGCUGCAUCCAGCUCAUCAUUGGAGAAAUCCUAUGAAUUGCCUGAUGGUCAAGUGAUCACCAUCGGUAAUGAACGUUUCCGCUGCCCAGAAGCCCUCUUCCAGCCAUCAUUCUUGGGUAUGGAAGCCUCUGGCAUCCACGAAACCACAUACAACUCGAUCAUGAAGUGCGAUGUGGAUAUCCGUAAAGACUUGUAUGCCAACACUGUGCUGUCUGGUGGUACCACUAUGUAUCCAGGUAUUGCUGACCGUAUGCAGAAGGAAAUCACCGCUUUGGCCCCAUCAACAAUGAAGAUCAAGAUCAUUGCGCCACCAGAACGCAAAUACUCUGUAUGGAUCGGUGGUUCUAUCCUUGCUUCUCUGUCUACCUUCCAACAGAUGUGGAUCUCGAAACAGGAAUACGACGAAUCCGGCCCAUCAAUUGUGCACAGGAAGUGCUUCUAAACUGGUUAAUGGUAUUCACAAAACUAUAACCAAACAAAAUUUUAGAACUUUAAAAGAUUUUUUUUUUAAGUUUUCAUUCAAAUGUAUUAUUUUUUAAUUAUUUAAAAUGUUACAAAAACUUGAGAGAAAAGAAUAAGAUUGGCAAACUCUUCUUGUCGUGCAUUCGUCUAUGUACGAGUGGGACAUGAGGAGAAUACUACAACCAAAAAGCUAAAAAAUGUCGAUUUUUUCUUUAUUUGGAAACUUUCAAAAUUCGCAAAUUUAAAAAAUAAAAAAGUAGUUCCGUAUGGAGUUAAAUUCAUCUUCAUUAACACGUAUAAAGAAAAUUUCACAAAAUGUUUUCAUUAUAUACAUAGUAUAAUCACAUGCACCAUCAGCAAAAAAAAAAACAUUUUGUGUUCUAAUUCAUAAAGACCAAGUUUGUGCUCGAGUGGGUGUUCAGGAUUGAUUUAUCAUCGUCCUUUGCAUCUAUAUGGCAAAACUUUCCAUUUUUGUACUUGCAAGAAAUGUAAUGUUAACUUCAAUGUUUAUUUUUUAUUUAUUUUUGUUUUUAAUUACAUGCGUAUUGAUUUUCUUACGCUAAAAUGUUAAUUAAACAAAAAAAUUACUAAAGACUUGAACAACAAAAAUAUUAAUAAAAAAAAAAAAAAUUUUCUUAAACAAGUAAGACUUUGCCAUCUGGCCCACUUUUCAUUAUUACGAUGGUAAGGUACAAUUGGAGGAACAUUCAUUGUCAAGAAUCAUUUCCAUGGAUUUAUAAGAGAAUUACACUUGCAAAGGCAUACCAUCAUGUUAUGAUCAAUGAUCAAUUUCAACUUUAUAAAGGUUGGUGGUGGCAAGAGGCGUAGGUUGGGAAGUACUUAUGGGGAAAGAUGAAUUGGCAAAGGGUGGAUAUAAAGUAUUUAAUUGCUACCACAAAAUCAGGAAAUGAAAAUAAUUGUAAUAAAUUUGUCAUCAAGAAAUAAAACCAAGAUAUAAAUAAAUGA
Molecule: messenger RNA, 2323 nt
Organism: Rhagoletis zephyria (snowberry fruit fly)
Lineage: Eukaryota; Metazoa; Arthropoda; Insecta; Diptera; Tephritidae
Product: actin, cytoplasmic A3a
Source: RefSeq, a predicted model, not a curated record